AACUGCAGCCCCACAAAGGAAUAGUAGUUGCUGGGGUCACUGACCCCUGUUUAAAAGCAGGAAAGAUGUAAAAGAGGAAGGCAAAUAAUCCAGAAACUGCAACAAAUAAAUAAUGGAGACCUCCAGGCGGACUCCUUGCUGCGUCUCCCACACUUGUAACCCGAGCUGCACGUAGGAGGGAAAGCCUGGGGCUGUUGCCCUGUAAGGUAAAGUCCCGGCACACCGAGUGGAGCAGGGCAAGGGCUAGUCCUUCCUACGCACACAUUGCAGCGGCCCAUGUCUAGUUCAUGUAUAAUUCAGCACUGAGCGGAGGCUUCUGCCCAGAGACGCCUUUUCUCCGUCCCGAGAGUAGUUUCUUUUCUUUACUUUGUUUGGGACAGAGAGAUCGCGUCCCACGCAGCGCUGUGAUUGGCUCUCCUUGUCAUUCCUGAGGGCUGAGCCCGGUGGGGGGGGGGGGAAGGAAAGAAGAGAAACUUGUCUCCGUGUGACGUCACGGGCAGACUCGCUCUCAUUGGAACGCACGCAGAUUCCCGUGCCCCAUCGUCUCGCUGUUUGCCCUGCAGGAAGCACAACUCCCGCUGGAUCUCCUUACCGUACGCUUUAGUAUUCGGGGUAGUGAACCGAGGCUGCUGUGCUUCUGCUUGUGUCGCUGCUGCUGCAGAGAUGAAUCCGAGCCCACAUCUCCCUCCGCCGGGGCAGCAAUUUAUCCAUGUCACGCAGGACCAGGACACGGACCUCGAGGCGCUCUUUAAUUCCGUCAUGAACCCCAAGCCAAGUUCUUGGAGGAAAAAAAUACUCCCGGAAUCUUUCUUCAAGGAGCCUGAUUCGGGGUCCCACUCCAGACAGUCGAGCACAGACUCGGGGAGCCACCCCCCCAGACUGGGAAUUCACUUCCGAUCCAACUCGUCUCCUGCCUCAUUGCAACUAGGGACUGCUCCCAGCACUGCCCCCAAUAGCGCUCAGUUGCACGCUCACUUGCGCCAGCAGUCUUACGAUGUGACAGAUGAGCUCCCCCUGCCGCCGGGGUGGGAAAUGGCAGUCACUCAAACUGGCCAGAGAUACUUUCUCAACCACAUUGAAAAAAUCACAACAUGGCAAGACCCGCGAAAGACAAUGACCCAGGCAAUGGUUCACCUGAACCACCAUCCUGUCACCACAUCUACUCCAAUGAGCCAAAGAUCACUUGCAAUGUCCCAGCCAAACCUUGUGAUGAAUCAUCCCCAACAAAUAACUUCCAGCCCCGCCAUACCCCAACAGAACCACCCGACCCAGAAUCCUCAAGCAGCGCUCAUCAGUUUACCCAAUGCUCUUACCACCCAGCAACAGCAGCAACAGAAACUUCGGCUUCAAAGGAUCCAGAUGGAGAGAGAGAGAAUCCGGAUGCGUCAGGAAGAGCUGAUGAGACAGGAAGCUGCGUUAUGCCGACAAAUUCCAAUGGAGUCAGAAAACAUGGCUCCAGUUCAGAAUACAGUCAGCCCACCUGCCAUGCCUCAGGAUAUAAGACCUAUAACAAGCAAUGGCUCUGACCCGUUCCUCAACAGCGGCCCAUAUCACUCCAGAGAACAAAGCACAGACAGUGGCCUUGGCCUAGGCUGCUAUAGUAUACCAACAACUCCAGAGGGCUUUCUCAGCAACAUGGAGGAAAUGGACACAGGUGAGAUGCUCGUUCAGCCUUCCUUGAACCUGACCCCUCAAACGCGUUUUCCCGAUUUUCUCGAUGCCCUUCCAGGGACAAAUGUUGACCUGGGCACCCUGGAGUCUGAAGACUUGAUUCCUAGUCUCAAUGACGUAGAGUGCGUGCUGAAUAAGAAUGAGCCCUACCUCACCUGGCUGUAAUUGGUGUUAAGGCCACCGUGUUCUUAUUUAUCCAGCUUUUCAUAUGGAAAUAUACGUGAGCCUGAGAGUUCAUCAUCCACAUGCUGCCAUACUGACUUGAGUUAUACUAAGUUCUAUUCUCCACUGUCUGCUGCAUAUGUAUUUGUAUACCAGUGUGCAUGAUUCUCUUCCUUAUUCUUCAUCACUAUUGGCGCCAUUCUCUCAACUCCGCAUUUUACACCACAGCCCUUGGUUACACAUUUUCACUUAUGCAGAUGGCUUUAAAAGUAGAGCUUAGGUUGUGAGCUACAGACAUAGAAGCGGCUUAGGGCUGUCCUGUAUAAGCAGCCCUUGUUAAUAACUAGAGAACCUGUUGCAUAUUAAUCGUUUUAAUAUAAGCUUUUACAAAUCAGCGUAAGACUAGAAAGGCUGGAAAUAGGAAAUACACGUAUACUUUUUACGCUGUGCUACCUAUAUAUUUUUUGGCAGAAGCACAAAAACUGUUUUUUUUUUGUUUUAGUUGCCGUUCAGUAUAUUACUGUAUCACUUUUUGAUAAGGAAUACUUCACAUUUGAAAGUAGCAUUUUCUUUGGUAAGAAUUAUCUACACUACAAUAUUGUAACAUUGACCAGAUUGGUACUAACUGGCACCGUUUUUAUAAACCAUUUUUUUUUUUUUACCAAUUUAUCUUUUUUUAAGCAUCUUUGGUGUUCCUGUUUAUUUUGUAAAGCGCUAUCGUUUUGUAACUAAUUUUAACAGACAAAUUCAUUUUUUUUUCUUUGAAACACUACUCUAAAUUUGACACGAUCAAAGGGAUAAUGCUGUUUUUUUUUUUAUACUAAAUGCAUGACAACAUGCUCUAUGUGGUGUAAAGGUAGCCUGCUCUAUACAUUGUAAGAUAUUACUUUAUAAAAGCUGUAUCCCUAUACACGCAUUACAGCUAAGCAGUAAACACUAAUAUAUCUUGUAGAACCUGCAAAAUUACUUUUUCUUCUCCUGAUUUUUUUCCCCCACAGUGAGAAGUUUAUAUGGGGAUGGCAGGCAAUGAUUACACUAUAUAAUUUUUUUAUUAAUCGUUAAAGACUUUUGCAUUGUAAAUGCAGGAUUGAGUACGCAUACGGGCGAAUUUAAAAGAAAAACAAAAAACCCAAAUGCUCAUGACAUCCUUCUAUUUCUUGUAUGAUGAAUCAAUAUUCUAUUUAUAUCAAAAUACUAAGCUUUAUUUGUAAUUGUUGGAGAAAACACAACAGUUUUGUAAAAAAGGCAUUAAUGAUCAAAGUCUCUUGGUGUAACCCUAUGUAAUCCACAAGAGACCUCAUUUGCACUUAUUUCGGGUGGGUGAGUUCCUGCCUGGGCGGUGCACCCAUCUCUCUGGCCAUGUAGAGCUCUUUGAGCAGAUGAAGAAUGAGUUGAGUGCUUCAGAUGCAAUCAGAGGAAUCUGGUGGGCUUGGAAGAAGCUGAUGACAUGAGCACAGAAUGAUAGACAGAUAUAUUUAUAUACACUUGAGAAUCUGCCUUUAACAGAUGCUGGUGGAGCACUGCAGUGAUUGAACACUAAUUCCUUGAAAGUUGCUUCCAGAGGAACUCUGUAGGAUAACAUUGAAGUGAACAGCAGUCUCCCAGGCACAGGGCAGGGCAAAAAGAAAAAUGGCAGUGUAUAUCCAUGGCCUGACAGAAAGUGCAAAGACUUUAGAGGCUGGUCUACUCAAGGCCGGAGAGAACACAAACCCAGGACACUAAUCGUGUUAUCAUUACAGAAGUAUUUCAGAACCUACUGGAGUGUUUUGAACGUGCAUAGUUUCUACUGCAUUCAAACGUGCAGAUUAUUACAGAUAUGAAAUAUUAAGGAUAAGUAAAGAUUUAGACUUAGUAUUGAGAGUGCUUGAAAAAAAAAACAUUGCUUUUGGAAAGUGGUUAGAAUAGCAGAGAAAUGGUUUAUGGCUUGUUGAAUCAGCUCCUGGAAAUCAACUUUAGUAGUUUAGUCACCAACACGACCCAAUUCCCCAUUUGUUCCCCCGCCCCCCACACAAAUAUUUUCCUUAUGUGUUUUUAGGUGGUUAAACCGUUGAGUUCACCUUGAUUUUAAACCAGGACUUUUGUAUUUAAAAGGCAUGUGUGAAGUUGCAUGGCUGUUACUUUUACGUGAGGUUGAAAGAGACAAGAUCAGAGGUUACUGAGCUCGUUUCAGGAGCAUUACUGGGGUUCGGAAGGAUUUUUAGAUGUGAACAGUUCGAAAAUAUUUCUAACGGAAUUGACACUCUUGUUUGGCUCAGGCUGAAAUGCAGGCUAGAAAUAACUGCAAAUAUGUAAUGCAAAGCCAACAGUCAUUAAAGGGAUGUAAGGGGUUCAGACUGCAUUUUUAAUGAAAGGUCAGUAAAAUUCCAUGAGAUCAUGGCUUGUAUUAUGGCUAGUAUAAGUGCAAUCUCUUUGCAACAAUAUAUCUACAUGUUGGCAUGUGUAUGCAUGUAUUAUGUUAUUAGCUAUUACAUACAAUAUGUCUUUUUGUUUAGUCUAGUUACAUACAGCCAGCUGUGCAUUGUGCACUCAGGAGAGUCAUUGUGCAUUGGGUUAUAUUGCAAAUAUUGUCUUUUUAGCUGGAAGUUGGGUUGCCCUGAGGUUGGACAGGGAUUAAAGUGUUUUAAUAAUGUGGGGGCUGAAGCAAUCACCCUUUUAGGGAUCCCUGCUGAUAGCGAUCUGACUGCGAGUUCAAAUUGUAGAAGAAAAAAGGUUGCUUGGAACCUUUUUAAUAUAUUUUAUUGGAAAUAAUUGUUACUUUACAGCUCCCGUUUGCAGGUUAAACUAUAUAUUCAUUGUUUCAAGGAUGUUUGUAUUGAACUGAAACCCCAGUGUCUAUAGCAUGUGUGUGCUAGUACCAACCUGUAGCCAAUCAGAACACUGGAUGUUACACAAUUCAAACUCCAGGUUCAAUAGGGGCAGCAAUACAUUUUUUGCAUUUUUACUGUCAGCUUGUAAUUGGGAAAAGUCAAUGGUUGAAGUCCUGUGGUCCUGACAAGGUUGUGUGGGUUUUUUUGUUUUUUUUUUUACAGUGUUCCACCACUUUUCACUGUAAUUCCUAGAUAUGUGAAAUAGCAUUUGGUAGUAGCAUCAUGUUUCUCACAAUUGUUUAUAUGAUAUAUAUUAUAUAUAAAUGGGAAGCUAAAUCAAAAAUACAAACUGCAUCUAUAUAAAAGUGAUUGUAACAAAUACAAUAAUUGCUUGUUGCUUAUUGUAUUAAGGAAAAGCCUGUAGGGAUAUGUUGGGUAGCCUAAAGCAGGCCUGGACUGGGAGUCAAAAUAGGCCCUGCCAUUCCAAGUACACAGAAGCCCAAACAGCCCCCUUCCAGCCAAGUAUAUGGUAACUUUGUAUGGAACCAUGCAGCAGCCCCUCUGGCAUUUGCCAGAACCCACAGAUUGCCAGUCCAGGCCUGGCCUAAAGCAAUAAGUUGUCACUCAACCACUGUGGGUUUCAGAUCCCCUACCUUUUUCACCUGCGAGGCACAUUCAAAUGUUAAGAGUUGGGAAGGAACACAAGUAUGAAAAAAGCUUCUGAGAGGUGCCACGUACAGUAAGUGCAGUGAUUGUCAAUUUGGUAGGCCUUAUGGGGACUGAAUAUCUAAAUCGGUGGUCCCCAACCUUUUCUACCUGUGAGCCACAUUCAAUUUUAAGAGAGUUGGGGAAACAGCACAAGCAUGAAAAACGUUCCUGGGGUGCCCAAUAAGGGCUGUGAUUAGGGUUGCCACCCGGCCGGUAUUUUGCCGGCCUAGCCGGUAAAACACCUGCCAGGGCCAGGGCCGGUAUUAUAAAUUUACAGGCAAUGCAAUUUGUAAUACCCUUAACAAAAGCCCUUGACCCUCCGGCAGAAACGUACCUUUCCUUCGUCUUCUGCCCCUUUUGCGUCAUGACCCCGCCUAUUUAACCUUGGCUCCGGCCCUUUUUAUGUCAUAACCCGCACAUUUAGUUACCGUUUCCAUCACUGGCCGGUAAAUUUUUUAAAAAAAGGUGGCAACCCUAGCUGUGAUUGACUAUUUGGUAGCCCCUAUGUGGACCGGCAGCCUACAAGAGGCUCUGUUUGGCAGUACACCUGGUCUUUAUGGAGCCAAAACUUGCCUCAAAAAUAAUCACCUGCUUUGAGACUACGGGGAGCAACAUCCAAGCAGUUGGUGAGCAACAUGUUGCUCCUGAGCCGCUGGUUGGGGAUCACUGGUCUAAAGCAGCAGUCCCCAACCUUUUUUGCCGCAGGGACCGGUGUGAAGCCCCAAUUUCUUCAAAAUGGUCACGUCAGUGUCAAAUUUAGUGCGCCUGCAUCAAAUUUGGUCUCGGUUAGGCGGCCGACUUCAAGUAUGUCCGGGAUCCGGUAGUGGGCCACUGCCUGCGGUUUGGGACCCCUUGUCUGAAGGACCCUCUGUUUGGCAGUACGCCUGGUUUUUAUGCAACCAAAACUUUCCUUCAGGCCAGGAAUUCAAAAAUCAGCACCUGCUUUGAGACUCCUGUGAGCAACAUCCAAGGGGUUGGUGAGUAACAUGUUGGGGAUCACUGAUCUAAGGCUUAAUCUCCCACUCCCAAAAAUGAAUAAUCAGCUCUGAAACAUUGUAAAUACAUAUAUUUGAAUGUUACAAAAUAACCCUGCAUAGGAGCAGUUUUUAUUACUUUGAGCAAAAUGCUGAAAGAAGCAUCUCCGCGCCCUUGUGAUUAUUUUGUGUGUGAUUUAUUUUUAUAUCGUAGUAUUACUACAGGAUACUCAAUGUGAGUACUUAAAGAAUCAAGAACACAUACUCUUUUAUAUUAUAAUAAUGAUCAGCAGAAGCAAGUUUAGCUUUAUGCAACGCUCCAAACUAAAAAGCCCUAUUUCACCUGGCCGUGUGUAGCUAUAACACUGUCACACAAUCUUCCUACAAAAUGUUUUUACACACUGUAGUGUACAUAGCAUAGGUGUUCUUCUUGGGUUCCAUCCAUUUUUUUUUUUAUUACUGAACAACUUUUUUUCAUGUUGAACAAAUGUUUUUCUUUAUGUUGUUGCAUAUGAAUACAUUUUAUACUGAGUACCAAGCUGACCAAGCUUCAAGAGGGAAGGAUAAGAAUCCUAGUUGUCUCUGUAACAUCUUAGCGGAUUAGUUUGUUUUUUUCCUUUUUUUGGAACAACUAUGCAAUAAAACAUCCAGAAUGUU
Xenopus laevis (African clawed frog) is the source of this 6979-nucleotide messenger RNA. RefSeq names its product WW domain containing transcription regulator 1 S homeolog (gene wwtr1.S). Gene Ontology annotation, biological process: positive regulation of transcription by RNA polymerase II; negative regulation of DNA-templated transcription; hippo signaling. The record is from RefSeq and is a predicted model, not a curated record. NCBI's taxonomy places the organism in Eukaryota, Metazoa, Chordata, Amphibia, Anura, Pipidae. The transcript is spliced from 6 exons. Gene Ontology annotation, cellular component: nucleus; cytoplasm; bicellular tight junction. Bases 664 to 1836 code for a protein of 390 amino acids. Gene Ontology annotation, molecular function: transcription coactivator activity.